Molecule: messenger RNA, 1521 nt
Organism: Fusarium pseudograminearum CS3096
Lineage: Eukaryota; Fungi; Ascomycota; Sordariomycetes; Hypocreales; Nectriaceae
Exons: 1
Coding region: 1-1521 (506 amino acids)
Source: RefSeq, a predicted model, not a curated record
AUGACAUCUCCUUUGAACUACAAUUGGCAACAAGUCAAGCCAGGAGUAUGGCAACGUCCCAUCGACGAAAUCGAACAAUUUUAUUCAACACUGGCCGUUCUCUACGAAGGGAGCGGCCGCAUGUUCUUUGGAAUAACCGGCCACAUCUCACUAUCCAUCAAAAGCCCCAAAGAUGUCUCCUCUGCAGAUGCUGGACGGCAUGUUGACGAAGCUUUACGUAAAGCCUGGCUCGCGCUGAGAUAUGAUCACCCUACACUAGCAUCCCAAGCAACCCAGAACUCUGAGACGGGACAAUGGGUCAAGACAUACAACCAUAUCGAAGGCGAAGACGACAAAAAUAGUUGGCUUGACAAGACUCUUGUUCACAUCUUCAAUGGCCAGUCUGGAAACGAGUGGGCAAACUCUGACCCCCCAGCCCCCAAACUCCCUACUUUGUUUAUUCUUCAUCUCCCUACUGAAGAAUCGGAUGGCUCGCGCAUUGUUCGUCGAGACCUCGUCUUGCGCUCUCCACAUGACAUCCUCGACGGCAUCGGAACUCUCAUGCUCCUCAACAACUAUAUCGCUCUCGCGGCAGAAGCUUACGAAAAGGGAGACACGUACAAUCCCCCGCUUCUAGACGGAAGUGAAGCUUCAAACCUAAGUCCAUCCUAUCGAAUCGCAGCCAAUAUCCCAGACAAACUCCCACAGGCACAGCUUGACAGACUAGAUGCAAUGGCCGCUCAAAAAGCCGCAGUAGCUUCUGAUCCAAGUAUUCAAGUCCUCGCACUUCCCUUCCGCAAAGGAUCACUUGUACCUGGUCGUCAUCAACGCGUGGCACUUACAUUCACCGAAAACGAAACACAACAGCUGUUGGCUGUUUGUAAGAAAGUCAAAGCCACCCCAACACAUGCCUUUCAUGCAGCUGCAGCCAUCGUCGUACGCGAUCUCCAAGAUAAACCCGUGGAGUCAAAGAAAGUACGGUACAUCAACUACAUUCUACGAAAUGAACGGCCAAAUUGCUCUGAGCCGUAUAGCUCUAUGGAGCAUCCAGCUGCUGUUUACCAUUCAGUGUCUGGUCAAAGUCUUGUAGUAGACAUGGAUCUUCACCCAGAAAACCACCAGCCUAACGUACAAGAAUUUCACAAAGUCCUGGAAACUAUCAAAGACUUUUAUCUCACCGUCAAACAAGACAAAGACUUUUACAUCCUCGCCCCAACAAUGUUCGCCCAGGGCACUCCAGAUCUCCCCCCGUCUCCGCGUCCACUGCCCAUUCCGCCUCCUAAAGCUCAUCCAUCAGUAUCCAUCUCGAGCAUGGGCUGCGUCGAGGCUAUUAUAGCACCUGAAACAAAAGCAUUUAGUGCUCGAGAUCCGUGGGUAACUGGGGAAGAGCUUGGGAAUGGACUGGGGUUGUUUCUGGGUACGUUUCGAGGCGAGUUGUGUUUGAGUGCUGCGUAUAAUGAUGCGUGGCAUGCGGAGGGGGAUGUGAGGACGUAUUUGGAGCGUUGUAAGGAAGUAGUUUUCCUCGGACUUGGGAUGGAGUAG